AUGCUUCCAUUUGUUUUAUUGUUUGUGACAACUAUGGCCUGUUCCAUUUUUUCGCAAGACUCGAUGAUGUUUAUAGAUCGAAUGCUAGAACAAUUUUCUGGCACAAAGCGACCAAAACCUUCCAUCAGCAAACCCAAGUGCCCAAGAGAGCUUAACGCAUCAUGGCUGUUAAGGCCACCGUUUACGAAAACUUCUGGUAAAAAUGCAAAUGAAGUAGGAGGAAUGUUCCACUACGUUUUUGAUCUGGCUUUGAACAAGUGUUGCGCCAAACUUAAAGCAGGAAACAAAUCAAGAAUCAAUUUCAAAACACAACCACUAAACAGACCCCAACUUCACGACCUUGUCCUCAAUAAUGAUCACGUUCAUCUUAUUCUUCCCGUGCAAAGCGAUGAGGACAAAUUAUACAAAAUGACCCUGCCUUUCAUCAAAAUUUUGGAUUCUCCUGGAGUCGUCCUUAUCCAAAGAUCUAAUCUAACACGGCAUUCAUCAUGGAUGAUGAGUAAUAGGGAAAUUUGGAGUGUCAUUAGCAGCUGUCUUCCCAUCAUUGCCUUAACAAUUCUGUUGUCGUUUGUAGUAGGAAUAUUUGUCUGGAUGAUGGUAAUUACUAAACAUAAACUGGACCGUCUCAGUGAAAUAUUGAUUUUCCCACUUUCUUGUUUUGCCUUUAAAAUGCGUUUACUUGGUAAAAUACCUUAAUCGUUUACCGGGUGCCUGACGAAUUUUCGACCGUUUAAAAAUUCAUGCGUUUAGGUGUUCCGUUCACACGGAACCUGAGGUACUCUAACCAUAAACACCUAGCCGUUCAGAAAUGUGGAACCCCAAAAUGUAAUAACUAUUGGUAGCCUGCGAAAACAGCUGUUUCUCGGCUGUUUUCGCAGGCUACAAGGUUGGCGAUUUUUUUAAAGCAAGUUGCGAAAAUAACGAAAAAUCGCAAGUCUGACGAUUUUCCUCGUUAGUUGCGAUUGUUCGCAGUUCUUUGUCAUGUUAAUGAUCAUUAAAGUCCAGACCGAGUUGCCGAUUUGACAAUUUGCGAAAAUUGCAAGAGCGAAAAAAUUGCCGGGUUCCGUGUGAACGAAGUGUUUGGUCAAAUUUUUCAGCCGGUCGAAAAGUCGUUCAGUGACGUGUGAACAUAGGCCGUCGUUCUCUACUUACUUAGAUUAAGGAAAGUAGUUAGUUGAGCGCUGUUAAUUAGAUAUAAACUCUUACGUUUCGGCAAUAAUUCCCUCAUCAGGAAAAAAUAUGCAAAUACGUUUAAAGCUAUAAAAGGCACUUGAAAGACAUAACAACUUAGAAGUAAAGCCACCAUAUGCAAUUUAAUCUUAGCCGAAUGAUUGAGACAUGUCCUGCUAAAUUCAAACAGGAAAUGAAGACAAAUACGGAGGAGUUCGGUAAGCCUUUUCAUCGCGGGAUUUUUGAUGGCUUCUGGUGGGCUUUUGUUACCAUGUCAACAGUCGGGUAAGCACAUCUGUUCAAUGUAACGGCGGCCAUGCAUGUUUUUGUAUCCUGAUUCCAAACUUGCGGAUCAACAAAGGAAAUAGGAUACGUCGGCACGCAGGCUGAAAGACUAGGGAAUGAAUGUUAAGUUACCGAGGAGAAGGGGCUCUGGCUUAUAAAGCGUUCUAUAACUUUUGAAGGCCGGUGCUGGGCGUUCAUCUGCUGUGGUUCAAUUUUAUCUCAAUUUUGCUUUGCCUUUUGGUAAUGUAUUAUUUGACUAGUCUCUAGGCCUCAUUAUUACGCGCGGCCGAUGCGUUUGCGGCCACGUGGUCGGAGCGAGUUGUUUUCUCCCAGGCCUGCUCCCAGCAGUUCGUCUUCUAUACGUCACCGAAAUGCAUUGACGGAGAGGGCCUGGGGAGACGCCAUACGCCAUACGCCGUUCGUCUCGGAUAGGCAAAUGUAAUAUGAUGAGUUUGAAACAAUGGGAAAUAUUAUUUAAACCAAGGGAUAAGAUUGAAUCAUCUGAACGAUUUAAGCGCUUUUCUUCCCACUGAAAUGUAAAAUGAUUGAUCUUAAGUAUAUUAAUUAGAAGUUUCAAUUUCGCAUCAGAGCUGGAAGACAAUACGGAUAAUACAGUUUAAAAGGAAAUUAAGUGAAGAAAAUGAAAAUGACCCAUGGUAAUUAGGGUGGGUAAGCCUUAUAAAAUUUCUAGAGUGCCAGCAGAUGAUAGAGUUAUGACACAGUGCGAGCACAAACUUUGAAAUUUCAUAGCGUAAGAGCAUAGACUAAAUAAAGAGAUUAGUACGUAUUGAACGUUAGAAGACUUAUUGCAUGCAAGAUAAACGUCAUAUCUCAAGGCGGGGACAGAUGUAUUGAGAACUGUUGCUAGUUAUAUUUUUUAGGUUGGAUUCAUUUGUAGCUGUUUCAUUUGCCUGUUGAAAUUUUUUAUUAUAUUCAAAUUCGACAGUUAUACGCGUAUGUUGCACUAUAAAUCCACCCUUACUUUCUUCUUUUGCCUAUGGAAAUAAUUUCAACAAGGACACGAACGAUUAAGUGAUGAAUCCCGAGAAAACCAAGAUAUUUUUAUGUGUUUGGCUGCUCUACUAUGUUAACAAUUUUUACUGAUUCGCGAACGGAGGCGAAUGGUUAAUGUGGUGCUUGAGAAGUUUUCUUUUGUCUUAAAGGUUUAAAAAAAGAGCGAUACACAUUUUGAAUCCAUAUGGUUACAAGCUUUUCUUUCGCCUCAAUGGGCAAAUCAGCGACUCAUGGUCAAACUAUAAGCUGAAUUUCUUACGUCAACCGGAAGAGUUUUGACGCAACGAUCACACUUUACGUCUCAACGGGCGAAUGUGGUACCGAAGUCGCUCAGUAAGACGCAAAGCUUAGUGGUUUAAUUGAGCAGCCACACACAUAUAACCCUCUCGUCUUCCUCGAGAUCUAUCACUAAAACGCCCUGGAUCGAGAUCGUGAUGAAUACUUCAGACAAAUAAAGAGAUCCAGAAAAUAAAAAAGCACAUACUAAACGUUCACCUAGCCUCGCCUAAGGCUCGCGAGGCUCGCCAUAGCAAUAAACCAAGCCAAGGACCGACCGCGAGUAUCCCCAAAGAAAAAAUUUACUUUAAUGAAUCUUUUUUCUUCAGUCAAUUUUUUAUGACUCCAGUCGCAUAUAUAAAAAUGCCGGAAAAGUGGUAUCUUACACAAAUUAUGGCAGUAGAGCCAUUUUAAAUUUUUUCAUUAAAAAUUUUAAAUGCAUUAUUUUUCGAAGAUAUGGCGACAAGACUCCGAAGUCUGUAGCUGCUCGGCUGUUCGCUGUGGGUUGGAUAAUGAUUGGUGUAACCAUCUGUUCAAUUCUGACGGCCACAUUGUCCAGUGCUUUGACAAGCGUUACAGUGGAGAGUGUUGGUGUGAUCGCAGGAAUAAAGGUACAUAUAUAAUGCAUUGCCGGAUCCAGACCUUGAGGUAAGGGGGGGCCAGGUCAUCCAGAUCCUUAAAUAAGGGGGGGGGGCGGUCUCCAGAAAAAUCCUUUUUCGGCCCUUCGGGCCUCCUUUCGGUCUAAAAAUAAGGGGGGCGGGCCCCUCCCCUGGAUCCGCCACUGUAAUGCAAUGAGAAUUCAUUUCUUGUCGUGCUCGACUUGAUGCUAAUAACCUCAUCCUAACAGAGAGCAUUGGCAAUUCUCCUUAUUUUAUAGGUCGGUGCCACAAGAGAUAGCAUCGCAUUGCAGAAAGCGGCGAACCUUGGUGCGAACGUAAGAGGUGAUUGUCUUUUGACACCAAAACUACGGUACUACCCCGCAAGUAAGAACCUAAUUUAAAAAAUCUGUUAGGCUAAAAUUCGUCGAUUUGUUAGCCCCCCUCUGUACAAGAACCUUUUUAGCCUAAGGUUUUGAACAGGUUCUCAUUUUGUUAUGGAAUAAUGUGUAUUGAAGGGGAACUUAGUUGGAUUGGAUCAUUUGAUUAGUGCUUUAAUUUUUCUUAUUUUUAUUCAUUUUUAAUGAUUUUUAUUGGCAAGCAAUUUUUUGACAAAGAGUAGGGUGAAUAGCACUAGCUUCUUCCAACUACAAUGUAAUUUUUAUUCUUCAGAAAAGAAGAACCUUUUUAAGAACCCAAAUAGCCUAACUUUGUGUAAAUUUGUUCAGGUUAACUCGCGGGGUAGUGCUGUAUCUCAGAUCUGUCUGCAGUUUACAGAGACUCGCGGUGUCAUAUCUAUGUCCGGGUAUACUGAUUAUAUUUUAUAUGUACUCAGCUUUUGAAGACCUUAAUGAGGUCUACGACGCCUUAACUAAGGACGAGUCGAUAGAGGGAAUGAUGGAGGAAGUGUUUACAGCCAUGGAAUACAUCAAGAAAAGGAACGAUCCUUUGUUAACUGUCGUCCAUUUCUUUGAGGAGAAGCAUGGCUAUGGAGUGGCAUUCAAAAGCAAUCCUUUUGGGGAAGAAAGCAACCUGGACAACUGCAUCAAGAAAGUUGUCCAAUUCAUUGUAAAAGAUGACAAAUAC
Molecule: messenger RNA, 4427 nt
Organism: Porites lobata
Lineage: Eukaryota; Metazoa; Cnidaria; Anthozoa; Scleractinia; Poritidae
Source: the annotation of a GenBank genome assembly